UCUUGGAAUAAACACUCUAAAAAUCCAUUUGGUUUUGUCUAGGACUGACCUUUUAGGACAGGUACUGAGGCAUGACCACACACACACACACACGCUAGACGUCCCCUAAUUUUAUUUCCAUCUCCUGUUGAAAGGCCUGCAUUGUCUGUAAGCACGUACACCAGCUCUCUCAUUUGCUCCCGUCUCUACACCUGCUGGUCCCAGGGGAGCAGAUUGACAGAUAAGAUGUAGGUGAACUAUAUAUAAGAGCAGCGCACAGUAGUUUGGGAGGCUGAUGAGUAAUCUCUGCCUAAAUUGUCUUCUGUGAUCAACUACCGCUCAGGCUGUUCCUUUUAGCUUUGCAGGUUUUCUCAAACUACACAAGCCAAUGUGUAAAGGGCUUUCCUCCUUGCCUUCAUCAUGCUUGGAGAAGGCAAAGGAGAUGCGGGUGAAGCUAAGCCAUCUGGCUGAAACGCACCACAAGCAAAAGGGCCAGGAUGGAAAAGCUCUUCAGGACCUGGAAACUCUGCUUAACAGCAAAGGCGGUCGGCAGGCGUUUCGUGACUUCCUGCGCUCAGAGUUUAGUGAGGAGAACCUUGAGUUCUGGCUGGCCUGUGAGGACUACAGGGUUGCUUCCUUAAACAUGCAGAAGACCAAGUCAAGCAGCAUCUACAGCCAGUUUAUCAACCCUGAUGCUCCACAGGAGGUCAACUUGGACGCUGAAACCCGAGAGGCUCUGUUGAGUGUGAGUGACUUUCCAUCCGCCGACACAUUCAACGAUGCUCAGCAGAGAAUCUACAACCUGAUGGCCAAAGACUCCUUCCCGAGGUUCCUGCGCUCCCCUCAGUGCAUGGAGGCCAUCAAAGCUCUCUGAACACACUGUUCAUCCCUACAGGCUUGCUUUAGAAAUAGGUGCCGAUGAAUCUGUGCUACUAUUUUAGGUCGAUAGUAUUUCACCAUUUAGUUUAUCCAAUAGCUAGUUCUGUGAUGGUUUUCCAUAUGGAAGUACUGUCCCUAUGCAUGCUGUUGUGAAGCACCGCAUAGAAACCUCAAUGGGAAGCUCACGUAUAGACGUAACUACGCACCAGGGGACUGCAUAAGCUACAAGUGACAUCCAAGCAGGAUUUAAAUAAAUUAAAUACCUUAUAAAAGACAACUUGUGUUACUUUAUUUUCAUUCA
Messenger RNA from Pungitius pungitius (ninespine stickleback), 1159 nucleotides. Its product is annotated as regulator of G-protein signaling 5. The record is from RefSeq and is a predicted model, not a curated record. The coding region runs from base 368 to 853 and encodes 161 amino acids. Lineage: Eukaryota; Metazoa; Chordata; Actinopteri; Perciformes; Gasterosteidae. The transcript has 5 exons.